AUGACACAAGCAUUUGGUCUUUCGUUACAAAGAAAAUAUCAUGUCUUAUCCAACAACAACAACAACAGCAGAAAACGGAAAACGGGAGCACUUUAUAAACGACCGUUAUGGAUAUCGGGAUUCCUGAUCUAUACCCUUUCCACACUGGUGGGAUCCACUUGUACCAUUGGGUAUCUACCGAUUGUUAUUCUGGCACCGGUAGGAGCCAUGGGUUUAGUCUUCAAUGCUAUCUUUGCCAAACUCAUCUUGGGCGAUCCGUUUACAAGAAAGACCCUUCUCGGGACUGCAUGGAUUGCAUUGGGAGCUGGUCUCAUUGCCGGAUUUGGAACAACUCCUGAAGCGAAACAUACAUUAAAAGAUUUGAUGACACUUUACAAACGACCUUCCUUCAUCAUUUACUUUUCAGUAGUGGAAGUGUUUACAAUAGUGGGACUCGGCAUGACGCAUUUGAUAGAAUAUAUCCUACAUUCACGACAACAAUCCAAAUGGUGGUGGGCCUUACAGCAUCCAAAUAUAAAGACUUGGCUUGGGAUCAGUUAUGGCGUUUUUGGUGCCAAUAUCAGUAGUCAAGCCAUGUUGUUUGCCAAAAGUGGUUUGGAACUCUUGAUAUUGACGUUAUUUCAUGGUGAAAAUCAAUUUAUUUAUCCUUUGACGUGGGUCAUUGUCUUGGCUUUGAUCUUCACCGCUCUCUUACAGUUGUACUAUUUAAAUCGCGGUGUUCAAUUAUGUGAUACCAUCAUUUUGGUGCCUUUGAAUUUCUGUUCCUUCAAUGUCUCUUGUCUCUUUAACGGAUUGUUUUAUUACAAUCAAUGGGAUAGCUUGGGUUGGUGGCCACUCAUGGCGGUGCUCAUGGGUAUUUGUGUUUUAAUUCAUGGUGUGUUGCUCAUUUCAUUUCAUCAUAGCCAUCAACGUCAAUCCAUCUUUUUAUCCGAUGACGAUACCGACGAGGAGGAGCACCACCGUCGUGAUCAUACACCCUUUGUAAAAACGUCAACGCAUGAGGAAGAGACAGCUAUGCUAUCUCCAUUGUUGAACGAGCAAGAAGCAGGUGGUGGGGUCGUAGUAGAAGAAAGAGACAACGAGGAUACCCACUUGAUAGAUAUCAGGGGCCAACCCGGAGAAAGAGGAUAG
Molecule: messenger RNA, 1131 nt
Organism: Mycotypha africana
Lineage: Eukaryota; Fungi; Mucoromycota; Mucoromycetes; Mucorales; Mycotyphaceae
Exons: 4
Coding region: 1-1131 (376 amino acids)
Biological process (GO): magnesium ion transport
Cellular component (GO): membrane
Molecular function (GO): magnesium ion transmembrane transporter activity
Source: RefSeq, a predicted model, not a curated record